Molecule: messenger RNA, 1120 nt
Organism: Spathaspora passalidarum NRRL Y-27907
Lineage: Eukaryota; Fungi; Ascomycota; Pichiomycetes; Serinales; Debaryomycetaceae
Exons: 1
Source: RefSeq, a predicted model, not a curated record
GCUACAUUACAAAGCAACCAAGUGAUGGAAGAACAGGGAACCAUAGAGGGACAUUAUCAAAUACGGAAUGAGCUCGAUCAGCUACAAUACCACGACCAACAGCGAAAGAGUUUGAUCAGACUAGCUGUGCUAAGAGUCCACGCUUUGUUAAGACACAAGCACGAUAUUCCAGUCACGAAAAGGAAGUCUGGUACUCCAAGAAAGAAUGACCUUGAACAACUAAGAGCUCAACUCAAUGAAUACGAACUAAGCAUAAACAAACUCAAGCAAGAACAUUCGACCCAAUUGAAAUUACAACAAGCCAAGUUUGACGUGUUGAAGGAAGAAAACUCAAAGUUAAAACUGAAACUUAAAAGCCAGCCUGCUCAACCGGUUACUAGAAAGUUUAGCGGAGGCAGAAAGCCACCCAGUUUAUUCAAUAUCACCCUGAAUUAUACGGCAUCGCCCACAUUUGUCAAUCCGGCUCAUAUAACUACCCCCACUAGAAAAGACGGUCGUCAAAACCGAAGCUUUACAGCCACACAUACUGGGCUCUCGCCUACACCACUAGCGCAGCGAUCGUUGAGUUUAAACAUCACCAAGACAAACGACUCACCAUCGAAGUUUGUCGACAAGUUUGAGAAAUCGGUGUCACCUGUGUCAUCGCCGGAUUUCCCCCACAGGACCGUGAAUGAAGUGCCAAAAUCAGCCACCACUUCACUUCCAUCCCUGGCUGAUCGCAUAAAUAAGACAUUCACCGAUGAUGAAGCUUACGUCAGUGCCAAUUCCUCGGUUUCUAGUAUGUCACGAGAAUCAACCGCUGCGUUAGAAGAUAAUGCACCCAAGAAGAAGAAAAAGAAGCUACAGUUGUGGAAAUCAAAGACGGCAAAGAUACUCCUGAAGGAUGCCAGUCAAGGACUAGAUGAUGAGAAUUUAAACACAUUGAACUAUUAUCAGGAUGAAAACUUCAAGGAAGACCCCUUGAGUCCAAUUAAGAAACGGCUGAUAGAAACCACUGAAGAUUUAGCGGAACAGCCAGAAGUUAAGAAACACAAGAACGUAUUUACCAUUGAAUAGACUUUACCAAACACGUAUAUACCCUUAUAUAUAGACAUGAAUAAUAUGCAACUCGUUAUGUCCG